UCUUAUAAUCACGUGAUUAAAUCUCGCUUCUUGAUUGGUCGAUUUCCCCAGUUUAAAUCGAGGCGGCCAUUUUGGAUAAAGAAGUUGUUCCGUCGCUGCAGAAAAAAGGAUACCUCCAACUUCUUCUUGGAUUUUUGACCAUAUCGGAGGAAAUUUGAAGAUAAUACAGGCAUACAGACACUAGCAUCAAGAUGCCACGGAAGAGGAAAACACGACAGACAACCCGCGCCAAACCCAAGCUGCCGGAAGGCGACGAGGGCCACGAUAUGGACCAAGAAGAGAGGGAACGCAAGAAGGAACUCUUCCUCAAGGACUUUGAUAAUGAAGUUGAGUCGAGGAUCAAGCAGUCGUACGAGCUGUGUGAGAAGAUCUGUAACCUGGGGAGACAACAGUUCAGACUGGAGGUCAUGAAACUGCCCAAGAAAAUCCAGAACAUGACAAUGGCUGAGUUCUUAGCCCAGGGCGGCAGUAUUGAGGCCAUACAGCUCCAGUCUGUGGCAGAGACCGAUGCUAAGGAGUGCACAUCUGCUGAAAAAACAAGGAUGCCACUGGCUGCAGUGAGCAGCAAUAUAGCAGCAACAGAAACUGUUGAAGAAAAGGAGAGUAAACCCAAAGGAAGACCCAAGAGAAAGGCUGCCAAGAAGGACACUGCCCCCCCACCGACUAAUAAGAGAAUGACCAGGUCUUCUGCCAGGACACAGGGCGGGGCGGCGUCAAGACUGGGAAGCAAGACCAGUCGGAACGCUCUCACCACCCCAGCGGUGAAGGGAAGCAAGCCUGUGUGGAGUGACACCCCUCUCAUCACACCCAAGUUUGAUCCAAGACUCCCAACAACCCCGAUGGUACGGGAGGCGAAGGCUGGCGAGAGACUGAUGUCGAUUUCGGGGAGUCCUGUUCUGAACAGGCCAAUGGCCGCUGCUGUCAAAGUACCUGAGGCUCUUAUACCCGUGGGAGAUGGCAAGGUGUUCCAGUGUAGCCAUGAUGUGGACCCAGAUGAUGUAGAGAUCCCAGACAUGGACGAGAAAACUAUUAGUAACAUCCAACUGCUACAGCAAAAACUGGCGGCUAUUCUCAAAAAGGCCAGACAGAACCAGACCACAUCACAAAGCAGCAGCACAGAGUCAGACUAAGGGGAGAACCAGGGGUGCUUUGUAUAUUUUGUAUUUAUGUGGGUAGUAUAAAGAUUUAAAACUAGGUUAUAACUACUUAUUAGAACAUUCUAGAAUGACUUGUAGGCUGCUAUUUCCAUACUGUGGUAAUGAGUAUUGUGGCUAUUUUUCCACCUUGUUGUGUAUGGUAUUUUGUUUUUAUGUCAUUUUUUUUAGAAAACCAUUUUAACUUCUUUUACAUCCUCUGCUAUACUCUUGCCCUCCGAGAUCUUU
Branchiostoma floridae (Florida lancelet) is the source of this 1382-nucleotide messenger RNA. RefSeq names its product borealin-like. The record is from RefSeq and is a predicted model, not a curated record. The coding region runs from base 192 to 1130 and encodes 312 amino acids. Gene Ontology annotation, cellular component: chromosome passenger complex; spindle midzone; chromosome, centromeric region. The transcript has 11 exons. Gene Ontology annotation, biological process: mitotic sister chromatid segregation. Lineage: Eukaryota; Metazoa; Chordata; Leptocardii; Amphioxiformes; Branchiostomatidae.